ACAAGCCAGGUCGUGGUCUAAAAUGCUUCCAGUUGUAGUAAAUAUGUGAUUGCCUAGGUUGUGGUGGUUAGAAAAUAUUGCAAUCUUUCUUUUGGACUGGUUUAUUUUUCAAUUAUAGGCUAUAUUACAGCGAACACAUCGCCGAGGCAAACAAAUACUUCAAGAAAUUACACAGGAACUACAGUGGAUUACUACUAAUUCGUCCGACAUGAUUUACCGAUACUUGGAUGUCUCUUUAGUAAUCUAUUUCUCGUUCAUUUUUACUGGAGUUGACAGUUUAUCAGAAUUGCCUCCACCAAGAAACCUUAGCCUGUCAUGGGCUCAUUGCUCGCUGACUGCAAAGUGGAGCAAGCCGACUGAUUUGGACUCGGGGUGUAAAGUGAACUACACUGUUAUAUUAUGCUCAAAAACAAAAUGUCCUCCAAACAAUACAACCUAUGUUGAUUAUCGACAAACAUCCCACUUGAGCUAUAAAAUUUUCAUUUCUAAUGAGAAUGAAAUUUGCAUCACAAUAAUGACAAACCCCCUUAUGUGUGAAAACAAGAAGAAGAGCAAACCAGUACAUCAGUGCAUCUCUCCACCUAAGGCUUUAGUGAACAACUUCAGCUGUAUUUAUUACUCUGAUAAGAAGAUGAACUGUUCCUGGAAUUUUCUCAGUAAUAUUUCUGAUCUCCAGUUCCAUUACGGGGUUCUUAGGGAGAGAUUCAGUCAAAGGCCCUGCACCUCAUAUAUCACCAGUGGUCCCUUGAAGACUGGAUGUCACAUGCACAGUGACGAUAUUGCAGAAAAAAUGUGCCUCAUUAUCAACAGAACUACUGAACAUGACCCUACAAACAGCUUUGUCAUAGAACCUCGUGAGAUUGUGAAACCGUGGCCACCCAAGCUUAAAAUCAUAAGGGAAGGUGAAUAUCUCCAUUUUCAGUCAAGCACCCCAGAUUUUCAACCACAUUGUUGGCAACACAUGUACAUGUACAGCAAAUGCAAAGAGAAGGAUGAUCAAGUGCAUACAGGAGAUAAACAUUCCAAUUGGUCAGUACGUGUACCAUACGAUGAAGCCUGCAGAUACACAGUUCGAGUGCAGGCGAAUUACAGUCCAUACUGUGGCAAAGGAGCAAGUGACUGGAGUGAACCUGAAUACUAUGGUGAAGAUGUUGACCCAAAUUGGCCAUUAAUGGUGGCUGUCAUAGUUAUCCCUGUUAUAGUAUCCUGCUGCCUCAUUACAGCACUAGUGUUAUUUAAAAGACACAAAGACAUCAUUCUCCCAGCAAUUCCUGAACCAUCACUGUUAUUCAAGGAUAUGCUUAACAGUAAUAAUGAUGGCUUGUCAAAGAACAUAGGUGUGGGAAAACUCUAUGUGCCUAUUAAAGAGGUUGUGGAGAAGGAUGUCAGCCUGGAGCCAAAGUCUGUUUUAUACCCUGGUCCAUAGCACCCUGCUCAGAAAACCGCACGUUGGGCCCCGAAAACUCCUGCAUGACUGUGCAUGGACUGACAGAAACACAGCCUUGCCAAGAAUUCCAGUUGGCCAGUAAACUGAUGUUCACAAAUAGAGGGCAUUUUGUUAUGGGCAUUGCUUAUAGUAAUGUCCCUUUUUCCUGCAUGGCAAAGACUUUUGUUGCAUUCAGAAGUUAGAAGAAAGGUGAAAUGGCCAUCGGGUUAUUAUGCAUUCUGUAGGAUUUUGAAAGGGUGGCUGAAUGCUUAACCCGACAAACCCAACCCACCCCGAAGGUGAGCGCUGGUUUAUUCAGUGUGCAGAGGAUACAGGACUAAAGAGAUCUCAUUUUUUGUUUGCAGGAAAUCUGUGAAAUUAAGCUUCAUGUGUGAACACAACAGCAAUACAUCAUGAAUAGGGCACCGGUAUGCAUGAAGUUUUUAUAAAUUUUUGUUACCUGUAUUUUGUGUAGUACAUUGCAAACAGCAUUUGUCAGGUGCAUGGAUGUAUUGACCCAUUUGGGGGUUAAUGGCUUUUUUUGUAUGUUCAGUGAGAUGACACUGAGAAUGGACAUUUAGCCAUGCUUCACCAUCUGCACCUAUUCACUAGCUAACUAACAGUCUAAUAUUAUGAGUAAGUAUCAGUGUAUACAACUGCAAAGAAACACCUGUAAAUAUUG
Electrophorus electricus (electric eel) is the source of this 2108-nucleotide messenger RNA. RefSeq names its product interleukin-13 receptor subunit alpha-1-like. NCBI's taxonomy places the organism in Eukaryota, Metazoa, Chordata, Actinopteri, Gymnotiformes, Gymnotidae. Gene Ontology annotation, biological process: cytokine-mediated signaling pathway. Gene Ontology annotation, molecular function: cytokine receptor activity; protein binding. Gene Ontology annotation, cellular component: external side of plasma membrane. The record is from RefSeq and is a predicted model, not a curated record.